AAACCACUUUCCAAAAUCGCUCACUUAAAUUAAUUGACAGUCCAUUAGAUUUACCUUUCGAGUGAACUGGAAUUCCCUUACGUAGUGACAUAAUUUGCUUCAGGACCGCUGCCGUAUACAAACAUGUCACGUCUCUACGGUCUUUUAAUGUUUCCACUUUAUUUACAAGUUUUUGGCUAUCAUGAAAUACCUAAUUCGAAUUCUACACAGCCUGCCACAAUUGCGGUACUUGUUUAUCCUGACAUUGUUUUACAGAAUGUUUCGUCACGAUUCCUUUCUGUUACAAUUGACACACGCACUCUGAAAAAAAAUUGGGAACAUCUGAAUAUCAGUUCUCCCAAAGUACAAGCUUUGGCUCGUGGGCUGUCCCCUGUAUAUCUGAGGAUUGGUGGAACUUUAGAAGACUUUCUCUAUUUUCAUGAUGAUUCCAGUGCCUUAGAAAACGUGAACGACAUCUUGAAGCCAUUUAAUAUAACUGGCCAUAAGAUCGAUUCCCUCUUUAAGUUUUCCAAUUCUGUCCACUGGGAUGUUGUUUUUGGUUUGAAUAUGUUGAAUCGACGACAUGGUAGAUGGGACGCUGAUAAUGCAGUGAGACUGCUUCAGUAUAUUGCUAAAAAGGGCUACCCUGUGGCUGCCCUUGAAUUAGGAAAUGAACCAGAUGUCUACCAACUGAUUCUGCCUCACAGACCGGAUCCAACGAUCUUAGGAAGUGAUUUUUCAUAUCUUCGUUCUAUCAUGGAUCAGAUACCACAUUUCAAGGGAACAAAACUGGUGGGGCCUGAUGUCACUAACCUAUGUGUUACUCAAUCGUCAUAUAAAAAUUUCUUUAAAAAAUACCUAGAUGCGGCCCACACUUCCUUGGAUGCUGUUACUCUACAUCAAUAUUAUCUUGAUGGUAAAUAUGCCAAACUUUCGCAGUUUUACGAUGUAGCAGUUAUGGACUAUUUGGAAAAGGAACUUGCUUCAGCCAAUGAUAUUUUGAGAAACCAUGCUCCAGGAAAGAAACUUUGGCUUGGAGAAACAAGUGCAGCCUGGGAUUCUGGUGCUGCUAACGUCUCGAAUUCAUAUGUUGCUGGAUUUUUGUGGUUGGAUAAACUUGGAUUAGCUGCCAAAUACGGAGUUGAAAUUGUGAUGAGACAAGACUUCUAUGGUGGAAACUAUGGACUGAUCCAGUAUAAGAAUCUGGACCCAAACCCAGAUUAUUGGUUGAGUCUCUUGUUCAAGACAUUGGUUGGUGGCCCAGUUUUUGAAACUGUUGCCUUAGAUCCUACAAACCAUAUCAGAGUUUAUACACAUUGUACCAACUUACGAAGGACAAAAUAUGGUCCUGGUGCAAUGACUGUUUACUUCCUGAAUGUAUUUUCAAAGAAAACUGUUGCCGUUGAUUUUCCUAAAUACAGUAACCAAAUUGUUCAUUUGUACCUGUUGGAACCUGCAGAUGAAAUGGGUCUCAAGUCAAGGAAUGUCAAGUUAAAUGGAAUCCCACUUCACUUAUUAAAUAACAACCAGUUACCUUCUUUUAAGCCGAAACCACAGAGACUACCAGUCCUCAUACCACCAUUAACAUUUGGCUUUAUUGUUCUUCCGAAUGCCAAUGCAAGGCCUUGCUACAUAUAGAAAAGGCAUUGUCCUAAACCAUUUAAAUUUAAAGAGUUCUGUAAUGAAGAAGUCAUUUAAAAGCAAAUUACACUUAAUUCUUUGUUGAUUCCACAAUUUCAACAUGGACAAAAUUUAACAAUUCAACUAAAUUUGUUUCAUAUUUUUACAUAAGAUUUAUCAUGUCUACAUAACAUUUUUUUAAAUCAAUUGCUGGAUGAAGACAAUAAUAAAAAAAAAUCAAUAAGAGAUUUAUAAUUUUUGAUAAA
Molecule: messenger RNA, 1865 nt
Organism: Octopus sinensis (East Asian common octopus)
Lineage: Eukaryota; Metazoa; Mollusca; Cephalopoda; Octopoda; Octopodidae
Product: heparanase
Exons: 11
Coding region: 124-1617 (497 amino acids)
Cellular component (GO): extracellular matrix; membrane
Molecular function (GO): hydrolase activity, acting on glycosyl bonds
Source: RefSeq, a predicted model, not a curated record